Larimichthys crocea (large yellow croaker) is the source of this 5732-nucleotide messenger RNA. It is a transcript of the gene tgfbrap1, whose product is annotated as transforming growth factor, beta receptor associated protein 1. Lineage: Eukaryota; Metazoa; Chordata; Actinopteri; Sciaenidae. The record is from RefSeq and is a predicted model, not a curated record. The transcript is spliced from 13 exons. Gene Ontology annotation, cellular component: cytoplasm; membrane. Gene Ontology annotation, biological process: vesicle-mediated transport; autophagy; intracellular protein transport. Bases 446 to 3061 code for a protein of 871 amino acids.
UUUUUAACAUUGUUGUGAGAAUACUGACUUACUUUAAACUAAUUAGUUUGAACCAAGUCAGAAAUCCUCUUUAACAACUCCCCUGCUUGCUCGGGCGGUCUUGAACGCACCCCUGGAUCACCUGCAGACACCGGGAGUCCGGCGCAAAUGGGCGGCGUUUAAUACCGGACAAGGAAGCCCUUAACGCUGCCAUUCAAGACACAUUUUCUGCCUGUCGGUGAGGCACCGACUCAGACACCAUGUCUACAUUAAUGUUUGACCGCAAAUAGAGAUCGUGGCCGCUGUUUUUUGGAGUAGCGAGGCUCGCCUGUCGGUGGUGAUCCGGCCUGCUGUCCGGGUAAGGAUGCAUGCUAACGCCGACAGCUCCAGGAGAAACUAGGGAGGGAGUCAAAGCGCAGAGCAUCAUCUUCCCCGGCUGGAAACGAGUGUCGAUGCCUUGGCCGAGAUGAGUGUGAAGGCUUUUGAGCUAGUCCCCGCUGUGGAGCGAGAUCUCCUCAUGGGCGACAAGGCUCGCAUCAACAUCGAGUGCAUUGAAUGUUGCGGAAAGCACCUGUACAUGGGUACCAAUGACUGCUUCAUCCACCACUUCCUUCUGGACGAGGUCACAUCCUCCAAAGGGAAAUUGACUUACUCAGCUCAGAAGCUGCUGCACAAAUAUCUGGGCCUUAAGAAACCGGUUGCCGAGCUGCGUGCCGCCUCCGCUUUGGAGCGUCUGAUAGUGCUCUGCGAUGCAAUAGUGUUCCUCGUUGACAUGGUGACACUGGAGACUGUGCCCUCGGCAGCAGGAGGUGGUGCCAAGAUCAGAGGUGUGACGGCGUUCUGCAUUAAUGAGAACCCGGUGAACGGUGACCCGUUCUGUGUGGAAAUGGGCGUGCUCUCCUCCAAGCGGCGGACAGUGCAGAUUUACAUGGUGUAUGAGGACCGAGUGCAGCUGGUCAAAGAGGUGACCACGCCUGAGCAGCCCUGCGCCGUCAGUCUUGAUGGUUACUUCUUGUGCCUGGCCCUCGCUACACAGUACAUGAUUCUGAACUACAACACAGGAGCCUCCCAAGACCUCUUCCCGUACAACAGCGAGGAGAGGAGACCCAUUGUGAAGAGGAUCGGCAGGGAGGAGUUCCUCUUAGCAGCCCCUGGUGGCCUGGGAAUGUUCGCCAACGCAGAAGGAGUAUCUCAGCGGGCUCCAGUCAACUGGUCAGAGAGUGUGAUCGGUGCCGCUGUGUCUUUUCCAUACGUGGUGGCUUUGGACGAGCGCUUCAUCACCAUCCACAGCAUGUUGGACCAACAGCUGAAACAGACCCUUUCAUUCAGGGAUGGGCACAUUCUGCAAGACUUUGAAGGAAAGGUCAUCCUUGCGUCCACGAAGGCAGUCUAUGUCCUGGUACCCCUGCCGCUGGAGAGACAGAUCCAAGACUUACUGGCCAGUCACAGAGUGGAGGAGGCGCUCAUCCUCACCGAGGGAGCACAGAGAAAUAUUCCCAAAGAUAAGUUCCAGAUUUUGCACAAAAGAAUUCUCCAGCAGGCAGGUUUCAUUCAGUUUGGACAGCUUCAGUUUCUAGAAGCAAAAGAGCACUUCAGGAAGGGUCAGCUGGAUGUGCGGGAGCUGAUAUCUCUCUACCCGUUGCUGUUGCCAGCUUCGUCUUCAUUCACACGCUGCCACCCUCCUCUCCACGAGUUUGCCGAUCUCAACCACCUGGCACAGGGCGACCAGGAAAAAGUGCUGCGAUGCAAGAGGUUUCUCAUCAGUUAUUUGGGAGAGGUACGAAGCACAGAGGUGGCCAAUGGCUGCAGAGAGGACGUGGACACUGCACUGUUAAAGCUGUAUGCUGAGCAGGAUCAUGACAGCCUUCUAGACCUGCUAGCAUCAGAAAACGCCUGCCUACUAGCAGACAGCAUCCCAUGGCUGGAGAAAUACCACAAAUAUUUUGCACUCGGGCUGCUGUAUCAUUAUAAUGGUCAGGAUUCAGCAGCACUGCAGUUGUGGAUUCGAGUGGUAGAUGGCGAUCUGCAGGACUCCACGAGAUCUGACCUUUAUGACUACAUUGUGGACUUUCUAAGCUCCUGCUCCAGCCUGGACCUCGUGUGGAAGUAUGCAGACUGGGCCCUGCGGAAGGAUCCCACGAUAGGUGUCCACAUCUUCACAAAGAGGCCUGGCAGUAGAGAUCUAUCAGAAAUGAACCCUGGCGAUGUCAUCACUUACCUGGAAAAGCACAGCCAGGCGCUGCUUCUCUACUUGGAACACCUGGUGCUGGAGAGAAAGACACAGAAAGAAAAGUUCCACACACACCUGGCUGUGUUGUACUUGGAGAAGGUCUUAUCAUUUCUGUCGGAGUCACCGACAGACGAAGAGCGGCUCACCAGAGCAAGAGAGAGGCUGCAAGCCCUGCUCAGGGAGUCCAAUCUAUACCGUGUACAGUAUCUUUUAGGUAAGACGGAGAACUGUGAACAACUGCUGCUAGAGCGUGCAACACUACAUGGAAAACUGGAGGAGCAUGAUAAAGCACUGCACAUAUUGGUGCACAAGCUCAGAGACUUCCCAUCCGCAGAAGCUUACUGUAUAUGGGCCUCAUCGAGUCGGGAUUCUGCUUACCAACAACAGCUCUUUCACCUGCUCUUGGGGGUGUAUCUAGACGGGAACCAGACAGCAGGAGGUGGCAGCGGAGACCUAGAGAUGGCAGCAGUGGACCUCCUCAAUAGGCACGGCGAGGUUUUCGAUGCGGUCCGGGUCCUGCGCAUGCUUCCAGAGGGCUGGUCACUGCAGCUGCUGCGACCCUUCCUGGGUCGAGCUGUCCAGGCCAGCAUGCACGCCUGCCGCACCUCACGGAUCGCUCUGGGGCUGUCCCACUCUGAAAAUCUUCAACUGCUGCAUGACAGGCUGAAAGAACGGAAGAAACCAAUCUUUGUGUCUGACAAAAAGGGAUGCCACCUGUGUCACAACACCUUCAGUGAGCCUAACGUGGUGUGUCUGCCAGGUGGAGUGCCUGUCCACACCCAUUGUGUCGCCCAGAGAGUAAGAGACUCUCCCACGAAGAGACAGUUAACUAAUAGCAGUAACCAUACGUGAGACUUGAUCCUUCAAACUACCAUGUGAUCUGUGAUCAGAGGCACCAAACUAAAAGCAGGACGUGCUGAGUUUUUGGCUGGCUUGAAGACUUGUGGGGGAUAACAAUAAGCACAGAACACCUAUUGCCGUUGUAGAAAUGUGCUAUGGAGUUGAUGAGAAACGCAAAAGAAAGGUUGUGCGAGUGUGUGUGUGUGCGCGCGCGUGUGCGUGUGUGUGCGUGCAAGGAGAAACAGAUGUUAAUUCCUGCGCAGCAAUUAUACCACACUUUCAGACUGCAAGUUAUUAGUAGAGGUGAAAAAAACAACAGCUAAGUCAUCUGGCCCUUUAAUCCAUUUAAACAUACAAUUAAUUAAAGACGAGCUCCUGUGCUUACCUGUGGGUUCAGUGCUGUACCAGUCAUUGUCUUUGCUUGAACAGUUUUAAACCAGAAUUUGAGACUGCUUGAACUACACAACACACAAUAUUUGAAACCUGUUGCAAAUACUUCUUAAGCAUGCAUAGUAUUACCACUCUGGUCUAAUCACCUCAUAUGGGUAUUGUAUUAAUAUUGACCUAACUUGCAUCAGUGCAUUGUUAGGUUUUAAUGUGAAAUGCUACAGACUCAUCAGUGAUGAUGGAGUCUUUUAUGUCUGUCUUUUUGCUCUCUGAGAUCUUGACUCGCUCGAAGGGCAGCGGAUGAUACUUUAUGUUCACACUAUUUCAGCUGGCAACAAUUUGAUCCAAACGCAUUUUAGAUUUUGAUUCAAGGUUAAAGACCUUAUCUCAGCGUGUUCGUCAUACAACUGUUAAACACUAACGAAAUGGUUGCAUUGAUCCACUACUGAUCAGUUACUGCCGUCAUAGAUACAUUUUGUUUUUCUGGGGAAAGGGGUCAUGUAAAGAUUAUUUUCUUCUGGGGUUGCAAGGUGGUAAAUUGUUCUAAACAUAUGAAUAAAUAUCAGCAAUUUCCAAAAGUAUUUUACAAUAUGAUAUAAUUGUAAUUGAGGACUCAGUUAUUUUUUAACAUUUGACCACAAGAUGGCAGUAAUGUAUAAAAUAAACCACAAGUGGAACAUUAUGGAAAUUAUUGGAUGGUAUUCUUUACUGUUAUUCUACUAAAUUCCUGAUUAUAUCUAUAUAUCUAGACCAAUCUAUCUAUAUAUUUAAAUAAUUGGAUGAACAAAACUAUAUGAAGCUGUUUGGAAAAAUCCUCCAAGCUUCAAUUUUAUUCUAGAUGACACCAUAAUUAAUAAUUUAGACGUACUGUGACACAUUUAAGUGGUUGAUGUGGACAUGGACGACCUUGGUAGUGCAUUUUAUUAGCAAAAUGAAUGAAUGAUGGUCAAAGUAAAUGGUUGUUUCACAAAGCAUGAUAAUAACCCUGAAAUCUAAAUGUGAGAAAACAAAACCUAUAUCAUCUGUAGCCCAAGAACUACAUGUGGCAUCUCAGCUUUCAUAACUGCGUUCCCCCCAGGGUGCUGGAGUUAUUGCUUUAACCUUCUCAUCAUGAUACACUUUUCAGAAACGGAAAGUCGGCCAUACUCUAUCACAAUGAAGCCCUGAAGUUCUUUACAGGCUUGUCGUCCCAGACCACGGCUUUGUCCUUUAGUGCUUUCUUAAUGUCGUGUAUGUGUCAGAUAAUAAUAAAGCGCAGCUUGGACCUCCAUAAAUGUUUCUUGUAGACGGACAUAACUAAUUGCAGUGUUUGUGUAGCUAAAUUGUUUGAACAGGUGAGAUCAGGGACAAAUACCUAAAUGUCUGCUGGAAGUGGAAAAAAAAUUCUUCAUGUCAAACUACCGGUACUUCACUUUGAAAAACUGCAUUAGUCGAGGUGGCAGAAGAUGCAUGACUUUCACAACAAAGGAAUGAGCGAAAACCUUGACAGUCUAAAUGUGGUUUAGAAAGGCUGCUGUACACAGAAUACACUAAAUCAUUGUGUACGUUUUUUCACAUUUAACACUCUCUUCCUGGAAAUAUGUCUCUAAUCAAAGAUGCCCAUCCACAUUAAAGGAAUAUUUCAAUGGUUGUAACUUCUCUAUAAUCAGGAGAUGUGAAAAUGAAUACAUACCUUUUACACACUACAAACUCUGUACAAGAUGUUCAUCCAGACUUGUAUAAGAGAAAAUCUGUCAGUAUUCUCUCUAAUCAUGCCUUCAACAACAACAGAAGCAAAAACCAAAACAAAGUGUGUCUCCUCAAUUCUUUCUUUUUAACUCAUUUACAGUUGUCCAACUUUUAAAAAAAAAGACUUCACUGUUGUGUGUUUUUGCUUGUUUCUCUGGUGCCUGUGCUGUUGAUGCAAGCCUUCUGUAAUUGCAACCUAUUUCUGUAGGGAACUCUGCGUAAACAUGGGACUAUUUUUCUAACAUGGGGGAUCUAAAUAUUGUAGAUACUGUAGGCUUGACUCACUAUCCAUGACAGAAAUUCACUGCUUAUGCACAGCAUCUUUUCUGUCUGAACAGUCUAAGUGUAGCUUGCGUAAAAAGGCCUCUUAACCAUAACUUCAAAUAAAAAUAAUACAAUAUACUUGUGUGGGAAAAAAAAAUUCUAUUGUAUUUUAUAAAUAUAUGUAUACUGGUAUGUAUAUACUGCAUUUGUACUUGUUUCUUGCUUUCUAAAUCAAUGCCAAUGUGGAUGGAGUGUACAAACUGUAAAUCCGUCCCACUUUAAUAAACAUGAAACCGUAUCAAUG